Dacryopinax primogenitus is the source of this 1220-nucleotide messenger RNA. RefSeq names its product mitochondrial carrier. The coding region runs from base 182 to 1168 and encodes 328 amino acids. The transcript has 4 exons. Lineage: Eukaryota; Fungi; Basidiomycota; Dacrymycetes; Dacrymycetales; Dacrymycetaceae. Gene Ontology annotation, biological process: thiamine pyrophosphate transmembrane transport. The record is from RefSeq and is a predicted model, not a curated record. Gene Ontology annotation, molecular function: thiamine transmembrane transporter activity. Gene Ontology annotation, cellular component: mitochondrial inner membrane.
ACGUUGCUUGCUUCAGCAUAUAGUCACCAGUCCCCCGCAGAAUGCGCCUUCCACAUGAGAGAGUACAUCAUGUCGUACACGCAAGUGACAUCGAUGCUACUGGUGAAUCAGAUAAGCUGCGUCUAUGUAUCCCUUGCGUUCGCGUCGGGCUUUCGCACCUCGGCUCCGAACUAGGCCCCUUAUGACGUUGCGCUUCUGUGCGAGGAUCGUCUGGAUUGCGGCACGGGUAAUGCCUCGAGCAGCUGGAAAAGAAAAUGCCGACACUAGCUCAAAUUGGGAUUUGGUAGUUGCUGGAUCAGUAUCGGGAGUGACAACACGAUUCGUAAUAGCACCUCUGGAUGUCGUCAAAAUUCGACUACAACUACAGUCACACGCACGCUCGGAUACCACAUUACCUGUAUAUCGAGGCCUCGUCCAGACAACGGCAACCAUACUCCGUGAAGAAGGCAUCACCGGCCUCUGGAAAGGCAACAUCCCUGCCGAACUACUUUACCUGACCUACGGUGCCGCGCAAUUUUACACUUACCGAACGAUACAUCUCUCGCUAACUGGCCUUGGAAUAAAUCGUUCGGCACAAGACUUCGUGGCUGGCGGCGCGGCAGGAGCGGUCGCGGCAUUCGUGACAUAUCCGUUUGAUCUUCUACGAACGCGGUUUGCUGCUCAAGGCAGUGGAGACUUGCGCAUUUAUACCUCCCUUGCCAAUGCCGUACGAACUAUCUACGCGAAGGAAGGCGUACCCGGCUUCUUCAGGGGUGUAACAGCCGGCGUGGGGCAAGUUAUCCCAUACAUGGGCUUGUUCUUCGCGACAUAUGAGCCAACACGUGCUUUCCUGACACGACACAACGAGGCCGGUGCUCUCUCGUUUUCCGGAUACGAGUCAGCCGUGGCAGGCGGUUUCGCGAGCACCGUUGCGAAGACAGGCGUCUUCCCGCUCGACCUGAUCCGGAAGCGCCUACAGGUGCAGGGCCCAACGCGGGAGAAGUACUUGCAGAAAGACAUCGCUGUGUAUGAGGGGAUGCGAACGAUUGUGCAGCGGGAGGGAAUACGAGGGCUGUAUAGAGGGCUCGGUGUGAGUUUGAUCAAGGCUGCGCCGAACAGCGCGAUCACGAUGUGGUCCUAUGAGGUUGUGCUGCGGGCGCUGAAGUCGGCACGUGGAGACAAGAGGUAGCUUUUCACGAUUUCUGCUCUGAUUCUGUACAAUACGAUACCUAAUACUUUAC